Messenger RNA from Carassius gibelio (silver crucian carp), 1634 nucleotides. RefSeq names its product macrophage-capping protein. Gene Ontology annotation, biological process: actin polymerization or depolymerization; actin filament severing; barbed-end actin filament capping. Gene Ontology annotation, molecular function: actin filament binding; phosphatidylinositol-4,5-bisphosphate binding. The record is from RefSeq and is a predicted model, not a curated record. Gene Ontology annotation, cellular component: cytoplasm; actin cytoskeleton. NCBI's taxonomy places the organism in Eukaryota, Metazoa, Chordata, Actinopteri, Cypriniformes, Cyprinidae. The transcript is spliced from 9 exons. The coding region runs from base 161 to 1198 and encodes 345 amino acids.
CCUCAGUUUUUGACAUCUGUUAGUUUAGGCAGGGGUGUAUUCAAGGGGGCUGGGCCAGAACUAAUGCAGGAAGUUAUUUUGUACACAUUUUCUCUCCACUCAAAUCCUCUUCCUUUCUUUCUUGAAACCGUAGGGUUCUCCAACUUCAACAGCAGCAAGAAUGCUCCCAUUUCAGGCCGCUCCAGGACAGUUUGGGGAUGAGGUCAGGCAGCCGGGACUGAGAUGUUGGCGAGUGGAAAAGAUGAAGGCUGUUCCUCUGGCCCAAGCUGAGGUGGGGGCUUUCUUCAACGGUGACUCCUACCUCGUGCUGGAUAACCGAGGUGACCAGGGAGCAGACCUCCACAUGUGGAUUGGAGAAAAAUCAUCUCGUGAUGAGCAGGUAGCUUGUGCCAUGUUGGCUACCCAGCUGGAUAACUUCCUGGGUGGAGAUCCGGUCCAGCACAGACAGGUUCAAGGCUAUGAGUCCCCAGAGUUCAUGAACCUCUUCCCCCGAGGUGUCAGCUACAAGGAGGGAGGUGUGGAGUCUGGCUUCAGAAAAAGCCAGUCUGGAUCUGGACCCGUUCAGAGGUUAUACCAAAUCAAAGGGAAGCGUAACAUCAGAGCCAAAGAAGUGGAUUUGAGCUGGAAGAGCUUUAACAAAGGGGACUGCUUCAUACUCGACCUGGGCGAGACGAUUGUGUCAUGGAUAGGAUCUCAGGCAAACAUGUUUGAGAAGCAGAAGGUGAGGGAGAUCGCCGCUCUGAUAAGAGACACAGAGAGACACGGCAAAGCCCAGAUCACUAACAUCAGUGAGGGAGACGAGACUCAGGAAAUGCUACAGGUUCUUGGUCCAAUGCCAGAGCUGAAAGAAAGCACUCCAGAGGAGGACAGCCAAGCAGAUGCAUCCAAUAUUGCCUCCCUCUACAAGGUCUCAGAUGCAACAGGGUCGAUGAAGUUGACCAAGGUGUCAGAGAAAAGUCCAUUUGCCAAGGACUUGCUGGGACGUGAUGACUGUUUUAUCCUGGACAGUGGGGCCAAUGGAAAAAUCUUUGUUUGGAAAGGAAUGGGAGCCAAUGCAGAAGAGAAGAGGGCAGCUCUGAAAAUGGCAGAUGACUUCAUUCAGCAAAUGAAUUACGCCAAGAUGAAAACACAGGUGGAGAUUUUACCACAAGGCAGAGAGACUGUUAUCUUUAAACAGUUUUUUCAAAACUGGAAUUAAACUGCAUUUCAACCGCAUAAACUGUAUUCAACCAGCUGUAAUGCACUUAAAUAAGGCCACAGAGAUACUACAUUAUAAACAAAUGACUGUUUUAUCAAAUAAGAUCAGCUUUUAAAAAAUGCAUAUGAGUGAGAGAGGCUUUACUAUUUGUCUGUUACCACAUUUUUAUGGCUUUUAAAAGAUGUUUAUAUUGAUUAAUACAAAUUUAAAAGAGCUUUUAACUAUUUUCCCCUAUUUUGAUUGAGAAGUCAAAACUAUUUUGCAGCCUUCAUAUUGACAAACCACUGAGUAGAUACUACUUCUACUUAAAAUCAUUAUAAUGCUACUAACCAUUUUCAAGCCAACGCACAAUUUCACAGCCUGCUUCCUUUUUUAUUUUUACUCAUUUUGUGUAUGGCAAUAUGCAUGGCAAUAAAAAAGCAUAUAUGCAAAAACA